Scophthalmus maximus (turbot) is the source of this 4160-nucleotide messenger RNA. RefSeq names its product adrenomedullin 2a (gene adm2a). Gene Ontology annotation, molecular function: hormone activity. The record is from RefSeq and is a predicted model, not a curated record. Bases 314 to 823 code for a protein of 169 amino acids. The transcript has 3 exons. NCBI's taxonomy places the organism in Eukaryota, Metazoa, Chordata, Actinopteri, Pleuronectiformes, Scophthalmidae. Gene Ontology annotation, cellular component: extracellular region. Gene Ontology annotation, biological process: adenylate cyclase-activating G protein-coupled receptor signaling pathway; positive regulation of heart rate; regulation of systemic arterial blood pressure.
AACGCACGAUGUUCGCCGGCGCGCAGCUUCUCACUGGAGGACUUGAUCUUGAGCAACACGUUUUGGAUUCAUGGCAAAAGAGACACACACACACACACUCAAACAAACACAGUUCAACUUGGAAGUCAGACUGUGAGUCGUGAAGCCCGAGGAGGUUUCAUUCUACAACCUCUUGGAUUUACCUGGACAACACCCGGACACCGGAACAUAGUCAUCUAUUCGUUCUCUUCCUUUUACCUCUUAAUCUAUUUUCGCUCGGGGAUCGAACCGCCGCCCACCCACAGCGGGUGAACCGGCUCCAGUUGGCCCAGAGAUGCGGUGCCUUCUCCCGCUCACUGUGUAUUGCAUCAGCCUGGUUUCCCUCCAGCAGCUGCAGGCUCUGCCGGCGGAGGAGCGUCCCGACGCAGACAGGUUUGACCUCCUGAGCAAGCUCAUCAACCAGAGAGAGGAUAAAGCCUCGGCAUCAGGAAACCAGCCUGACGUUGCCAUCCCCUCUUCAGCCCCCAGCCCAUCCCCAAAAUGGCUGCCCGGUUUCCUUAGACACCCACCGGCCUCAGGAGUGAGAACAGCCUCGCCAAGUCUGGCAUGGCUCACCAAAGCUUUGCCGAUCAAGAGGAGGGCACUGAGGGUUCGCCGCCAGGCCCACACAGGUUCGAGAGGGGGGCACCACUACCCCCAUCAUGCCCAGCUGAUGAGAGUGGGUUGCGUGCUGGGAACCUGCCAAGUGCAGAACCUCAGCCACCGACUCUAUCAGCUCAUCGGUCAGAGCGGCAGAGAAGACUCGUCCCCCAUUAACCCUAGAAGCCCUCAUAGUUUCGGAUGAGUUAGACACCUCCAAACACCCACAGCAAGUCUAUCUAUAUCUCCAUUUAUUUAUCUCUUAAUGUAUUACUGGUAGUCUUUGCAUUAGAGUUUGAUGUAGUCCAUAACUUUUAUCUAUCCAUCUCAAAUGACUGAAUGUCGUGCCUUGCUACUUUUUAUGCUGAUUAAUGGAUCUGAAGAUUCAAAUUCAAGAUCAUAAAUGGCUCAAUCCCUUUUGAAACUGCAAAUUUGAGUCCUCCCCCGUCCAAUUUCCCUCUUGAACACUCAAAAGAAACCAAGAGGCCGCGGUUUGGCAUUUUAAUCCCGAUAAUGUAAGAAUGAAGGCUUGUCUUCAACACCGUCCAGCAGUUGGGUCCAGUCUGCCAGCUGACCUCCCCAGAGGCGGUUAUCCCGCGGCCCAUUGAUCAAACACUUAAGCCCCUAAUGUGGAUUUCAACCUGCACUCUGAGCUGGAGCCCUGUCAAAACCAAUGUAUUCCCAAAGACCUGGUAAUUUGACCCCAUGAACUCUUUUUACUCUUUUUUUGUGCUCCCGUUCCAUUUCACGACUGCAUAUGUGAUUUCAAUAUGAACACUGACAUGCCUGGAAUAGUCAGAUGAACUGGGAAUUCAUCGCUCAGCAAGACUUUGUGUUUCACGACCACAGUUUACAUUGAAACCAACCACAGCACUUGAGUUAAACCCAAGUUUAAGGAGUCAAGACUUAACCACAUAAAACCCCGGCUGAAAAGAAAAGAAGAAGAAGUUUCAGAAUCCAGCGCUUUGAAAGGAAUUUCAGUGCCUAAAGGAUCCGUGUCUGUGCUGCAUUAUAGCAGCGGGCUGGCCAACACAGUAGGCGGCAAAGUGAACCUUGGAGCCAUGGAUCAGCACUAUUUUGCACCACCGCUGGCACUUUCUCUGCCAGAGGCCAAGUCUGAAAUAUUAGCCCUUUCACGUGAUUCAUAAGUUCCCCCUGCAAGUCAGGACUUUGGGUUGACGGCAGUUUAAUAAACCUGGCUUAAUCACUUCAGUCAUAUGUACCGCCACAGCAGGGGAGGGGGGGGGGGGGGGCCCUGAGCCUCCCAUGGUCUGCACACUCAACACUCAUACAUAAAUAUAAAGAGUGAGGCAUAUGGCUUCCACACAUUUGCACACAUGCAGCCUUAAAGGGUCAGUUCAACAACACAAGAAAAAACAAGAAAUUGCAGAAACUUGGGGAUUUUGGGGAGUAAUGUGAAUUCUCAAUCUAGAAAAGAAAAUGCUGCUGUUGCAUUUUUUUGAAUGCGAUGUUCAAGUGCUGCGAACGUCACAAACAAACAGGCUAACUUUGCAUCGGUCAAUUAGAAAGUUGUUGGGUGUUUUUGCUAAUUUGGUUGAACUGGCCCUUUAAAUGGUUAUGGCUAAAAACAAAAAUAAAUCCACAUUUAUAUAUGUUUUUAAUAAAAGUACACUGAGAUGAUUCUUCACUGCAAGGGACCAAUUAAGUCAAGUAGACUGAGGUCAAAGAGAAGUGCUCUCACCUCUUCUUUCCCUCUGUCGCUCCAGUGUGCAGUUGGGGGUUGUCAGCCCGUGUUCUCGGGCAUCAUUUGAUGAUUAGAAUAACUAAAACAAUUUUCUUCCAAUUGGUGGUGAUAACGUGCCACAAAAAAAACUGAACUUUAUUUAAAAUAUAUGAGACAAGGUCAAUCUUUCUUUACGUUUCUCUUUUGGCAAUACCUGACAGCACUCUGCACCAAUAUACGACAUUCUGCUGGCGGCCACAGGCAGCCUGAGAGCAGUGCGGGUUUCUAAUGAGAGACCACAGUGACCAAAAUGUUAGCUGUCAGAGAGCUCCCUUUCAAAUAAGAACACAGAAUAGUGUAGCAGCAUCACAAAUGCAUGCCCUGACAUUUCCUGUUCUCUAUUUAUGUCCAUCUCUGAAAUGCUGGGAAGAUGAUGGACCGGGAACAACCGAGGUCAAGCUCUCCUCAUAGUGCACGGUAACAUUUAAUCAAAAGGCAACCAAAACUAUGAAACCCCUAUAUUUUUUAAAAGGAACAUAUUUGUAUGACAUAUGACUUUCCGACUUCUAAACUUCUGUACUUUACAGGAGCCUGAUCUUAACGUGUUUCAUUGUGGACAACUCAGUUGCUGGCCCACUUUCCACUCAUUUAGAUUACGAUUUGCUUCAGUCAUUAAAAUAUUGUAGCUUUUGCUAUUUAGCAUGUCAUUUUUCCCAACAUACAAGUUCUGUAUUCGUGAGAGCAUUAGUCUAAACUCACCAAAUACCUGGCAAUACUUGACAUCUUAUAUUAAUGUGUUCUUCUACGUCUUAAUCUGUGUUUCUUCUGCAUCAACGGCUUCUUUAUAUUUAGACUCGAAGCCCCGUGCUGCCUCUUUCCUUUCUCUUCUAUCUGUAUUCAUUGGAGCUGGAGGUCACAGGGUAAUAAUCUAAAUCGAAUCUGUUCAUAGGCUUGCUGAGGUGAAACAUGCCAUUCUCUCAGCUGUAAUGCAGCUAAUCAUUGUCUCGUGACAAAUCAUUAAAAGGCUUUUAAACGCUGAAAAACCCCUGGUGGAUCUCUCUUCUUUGUGAAAUGUACUGUUGCACUCGUACGUGCGUGUGCAUGUGUUGGAGCUGAAGUAUGCAACGUAUCAGGACACUUAUCUCCCGUGUGUGAUCUGUGCUCUGGACCAUUGUGCCACCACUCUCUUUUCUCUUUCUUUCACGCAGUAUGUUUUGUGACGUCGGGCAUUGCGUCAUGUCAAGUUCUGUGAGCAAACGUUCUGUGUACACGACCGCUAAUACCUCCCCAUGGAAACAUGUACAGAUAUCAUGGCUCAAUACUGCCAGGACAUACAGUAGGAAUGAGGGCAGUGUCGGCAUGUACAAGCUGUUUCUGUUAGUUUUGUACAACAUAGGAAGAUCUCAGUCGGCCUAUUCUGUGCUCGUUUUCCAUUUGAAAGUCACAUGAUCUGCUUCAGAGUCACAGGAAAGCACUUUAAUGCAUCGAUGUGUUGAGCGGUAGUUUCUCACAGCUUGAAUUUCACUCAUUGUACUGAACAUGUGAACGUUGAACGAGGUUCCUCCUGUAAAUGUGUUUGAAGAUGUCAGUGCUGUAAGCGGGUGAACUCCAUGUGCACCUGUGAAUGUGUGUGUGUCAUAUAUAUAUAUAUAUAUAUAUAUUAAGCCAAUUAUUUAAAGUUAUGUAUUUAAGUUAUCUUUGUAAGUUAAUAUCUGUAUGUCACCAAAGACUAUUUAUCUUCUAUUUUUCCACUGCUCCUUCAACAUGACCUUAUGUUGGAAGAGGAAAUCUUAACUGUAGUUCAAAUGUUACUGUUUGACAAUGUCCUUCACUCUGUAAAAUAAAGACCUACACUGUA